Staurois parvus is the source of this 2247-nucleotide messenger RNA. NCBI's taxonomy places the organism in Eukaryota, Metazoa, Chordata, Amphibia, Anura, Ranidae. The record is from the annotation of a GenBank genome assembly.
AUGGACCCCGGAGGUGUACACACGAGCAACUGUUUUCCUGCUAGAAACCUUUUCCGGACUAGUCAUGGAGGGGCUGGACAUUGGCUGGUUUCACAGAAGACCCCGCAGGAGAAUAACUUUCGGACGGUUGUCUGUUCUGCUUCCUCGGAUCAGAAGAGAAGGUUGGAGAUCCAAGACAUUCAACGUCGGAGCAGCAGCCGCCCCGCGGGCAGGACAGAGCGUACACCCAAAUAUGUAUUGGAUGCAGCGUUCCUGAUGAAAGUCCAUCGAGUAAAGGAUCCCUGUGACCUGUGCGCUGUGGAUGUCAGCGAUAAACGCCUGAUUGCGGCCAGGCCAGAGGAGUUUUUUUUCUGUUUAAUAGCGUCGCCUACAUUAACGCAGCCGAGAAUGCGCUUGCUUUAGAGAGUUUUCGGACAUUUCUACAACUCAGAGAGCUGGAGCUGCCUUUGAACAGGAUCCGGCAUAUAAAAAUCGAACCCGGAGAUUUCCCACAUCUUGAGGUACUGGAUCUAUCAUACAAUAGCCUGUCUCCAGGUGACAUCACACACCUAGGGUUACUCCCACGACUCGGAGUACUCUACCUGACAGGAAAUCGGCUGACUCAGCUGCCCCCUGACCUGACCACUCCACCAUGGAAUGAUGACAAUAUGACAAUGUUCCCAUGUCUGGAAAUCCUGAUGUUGGACGACAAUAGACUGUCCCACCCAUCUGUAUUUGGGAGCCUGGCUGGACUUAAAAAGUCUACGUCUGCUGAACCUGGACGGUAAUGGUAUCACUGCGGUCCCGUACCUUCAUCAAUCUGAGAGCAGCCUGCAGGAUGGAGAGGCAGAGAACAUGGACACCGCUGUGAAGGGUAGUCACAAGACCCCAGAGAUGAGAGACAGAGAGAGUUCUCUGUGUGAGGGGAUGGAUGAAAAGCUGGACUACAUGGUCCUACCCAGCACUAAGGAUCCAGACAGGACAGAAGUGAUAUUCCCAUCCAUACAGAGCGCCAAAUCUUCUAAUCCCUUCCCGAAGCCCCCAGAGACCACCAUCAGCUCCUCAGUCUUGCCCAGCUUCCUGCUGUCCUCCACAGAAGAGCUAAUCCAGUCCUUCACUCCUCCACUGCCGAGCCUGACAACCCUCAGCCUGGCUGACAACAAGAUAGAACAUGAAGAGGACCUGUUAGCUGUGGCUCUCUUCCCAACCCUGGAGGAGCUGGUGAUCCAUGGGAACCCAUUGACUACCCGCUGGAAAGGAGAUCCUCCCUUGCUGAAGAGCUUCCUCCAAGAACGCCUUGGAGUGAAAAUUGCUCGGAAAAAAAUGGUGGCAGUUGGUAAACCUCACUUGGUGAUUCCCAUCAAAGAAAAGAGAAAGGUCAGCACGCACGUCCCUAAAAUCCCCAAGCAGCCUCUGAUGAUUGAGCCUCCACUACUUCCUUUUCUGAGACAGUUUGGUCAUGACAGUGACAUCACAGAACAUGUGAUGUCAUCCAGUCCUCUCCCUCCAAUCAGAACUUCUCCAAAGAGAGAUCAAGACUCCACCAUGGGACAGAAUCGAGAAUCCAGCGGAAUGCAUGAGCCAUCAGAGGAGGAGAUGAAUUUCAGCUCUGAACCAACCGUUGAGUCUGUCUUCAUGACGCAGGUGGACGAUCUGUUGGACCACCCGCACUGCACCAGCUCAGGCACCACCCAGGAGGAACAAGAUUUGGAAAUCAGCCAGAAUCUAGAACAUACAGAGAUCCCAGAGAAUUUCAGAGGCUAUGAGGAGUUCUACGAUGUGAAGACUGACCCUGAUUUCAUAGAACCAAAUGGUAUACAGAACAAUGUCCGCGCUCUGGAGUACGCACUGAGACGCCUGCAUGUGUACCAUGACUGGAAGCCCGGAAUGGGCAGCAAUCAGAAGCCGUACAUUCCUCGGGAAAGCCAGCUUGAGAAAGAGCUUCAUCCAAUGACCUGGAAGAAUAAGAAAGAGGCCUUAGCAGAUGUCCUGAUUUGUAUGAGAGAACGGCGCCCUCUAGUGGAGGUUCCUCUGGAAUCUGCCUUGGAGAAGAAUAAAACCAGCAGAGAACACAAAGAGGCGAGGCAUUUGACGAAAGAUCUUCAUCGGAGAUAUGAAUUCUUUCAGUCCGAAGCUGUGAAAUUUGCUGCCGAGUUGGAAGGCGAACUCAAACACACGGCCAAGGAACUGUUAGCGGCUCAGGGAAAACUAGGAGACCAGAAGGUCCAACAAGGACCAAGACGUGAACCAAAGAGCCCCCCCAAGUGA